UCCAUUCCUCCUAAACAGAUAUCGAUGAAUGUGAGGACCCUUCGAUUGCCGAGCUCUGUCCACAUGGAUGCGAAAAUCUUCACGGGUCGUAUCGAUGUCGGCAACCGGAACCCAUCUCCACCGAGGCAUCCCCCACAGAGGACGAGCUCGAAGAAGACGGCGAUGAAGACGAGGAGGCCGAGGAAGACACCGAACUGGGUAAUGAACUUGAUUCGCCCUCCGCAACAUCCUCCACAACCACGACGGAAAUAUCUGAAAUUAAGCCCGAAGCGGUCACCGAAGGCAAACUCCCGGAGGACGUUGACGGCACCGAUGACGAAGAUGAUGAUGGUAGCCAAUUGAACAACGAAUUGGAAUCUUAUUCACCGCAAAUACCGGCAAUCGAUAGAUCAAAGAUUGAUGACUACGACGACAACGACAAAGAGCAACCGGACGUUGAUAGGCGGCAAAAUGAAGUGGAAAUUCAUCACCAUCCCCAUCGGCAUCACCACGGGGAGGAGGAAAGUGAAGGAGAGUUGCCAGGGAGUCAUACGUCCACUUCAACGACUACCGAAUCGUAUCGCUCGCCGGAUGAAGAGGAGGAGGAGGACCUAGAUGGUGAAGAUAAUGAUGACUAUCUGGGACCGGAAACGGAGACACCUGCCACUUCGACGACUACCAGCACAACGACAAUGGUGCCACGGCACUGCCGAGAAGGACUCCGACUCAACUCACAUGGGGAAUGCGAAGAUAUCGACGAGUGCGUAGAGACGGAACAUGGGUGCGACUACUGCCGGAAUGCCUACGGUGGAUACGAGUGCACCUGUCCGGCAGGUUACGAGCUUGCUGACGAUGACAGGUCCUGUCAAGAUAUAAACGAGUGUGAAGCCUACGGUCAGCAAGAGGAGGAUGACUAUGAAGAUGAGGCGGGUCAUGGGGUUGGUAUUUGCUCCCACGAAUGUGUGAAUGCGGUCGGCUCGUUUGAGUGUAGAUGCCCGGAUAACUUUCAUCUGAAUCAUGAUCGGAGGACGUGCGUGAGAGAUUUCUGUGCUGAUUUGUAUGAAAAUCCGAACAAAACGAGAUGCUCACACGAGUGUAAGGAUGGGACGGAGGGGUUCGUAUGUAGCUGUCCGGAGUUUUACAUAUUGGAUGAGUACGAUCAGAAGACGUGCAGGAAUGUGUACAGCUGUGGUGAAGAGUACAAGAAGCGAUGCAAUCCUGGAGUAUGUCGGAUGAUCGCAGGCGGAGAUUAUCGGUGUGAGUGUCCUUUGGGAUAUCAACAGCACGACCAUAGCUGUCACGAUAUCGACGAGUGUGAGUUGGGUAGGCACCUGUGUUCGCAUAACUGUCAUAAUACAGCUGGAGAUUACCAAUGCAGUUGCCCAAAAGGUUUGAAGUUAUCUACGGAUAGUAAAACUUGCGAUGACAUUGAUGAAUGUGACGAACAAGAUAAUGAAGAUCUUUGUGGAGAUCUGAAUUGUCUGAAUACUUAUGGAAGCUAUCGAUGUGUUUGUCCGGAGGGAAAGGAGCUGGACGAAUACGGUAUCUGUAGACAGAUGGAUUUAUGUACGACCAACAACGGAGGGUGCUCCCAUAUAUGUACGUUCUUCAACAGAGAGACCUUCUGUGACUGUCCGGAUGAUAUGGAACUGGCAGAGGACGGCAAAACUUGCACGACCAUCAACGACUGUAAUCUUAACAAUGGUGGUUGUUCACAUAUCUGUAAUCCGGAUAGUGAAACGCUUUGUAGUUGCCCAAAAGGAUUCAAACUUGACUCUGAUCAACGGACAUGCCAUGACAUCAACGAAUGUCACGAGGAUAAUGGAGGUUGUGAGCAGAACUGUCUUAAUUUUGAAGGAGGCCAUAAGUGCAGUUGUUAUGAAGGUUUUGAACCAUCACCAGAUGAUAACCGUUCGUGCGUAGAUAUUGACGAAUGCUCCAUGAGUCAAGGUGGAUGUGAUCACGCCUGUCACAAUUCAGAAGGUUCAUUCCACUGUAGUUGUCAUAGUGGCUAUCGUUUAUCUGAGAACGGCCAUUCUUGCCUGGACAUCAAUGAGUGCGAAAAAUCUAAUGGACAUUGCUCUCACAUCUGCAUUAAUCUUCUGGGAAGUCACCAGUGCUCCUGUCCAAAAGGUCUUUACCUAAUGGAGGAUGGCAAAACAUGUGACUUUGUCGACGAAUGUGAGCUGAAUAACGGCGGAUGUUCUCAUGGCUGCCACUACGAACACGGUGUAGUGUCCUGUACGUGUCCAAAAGGAUUCGAAUUGGAGCGGAACAACUUCAAAACUUGCAUCGACGUCAACGAGUGCGAGCACAGAAACGGUGGAUGCUCGGAUACUUGCACGAACCUUCCCGGUAGUUACCACUGCUCAUGUCCGGUAGGUUUUGAGCUUGGGCGUAACCGCCACACUUGCGAAGAUAUCGACGAAUGCAUCGAAAACAACGGAAACUGUUCGAACAUCUGCAUCAAUCUACUGGGAGAUUACAAAUGUGCUUGUGAAGCUGGAUUUGAAUUGGAAGAUGAUCAGCAAACUUGUCGUGACGUAGACGAGUGCUCCACAAAGAUCCACGAUUGCUCACAUAUUUGUGUGAACGUGCCCGGGACGUUCGAAUGUGAGUGUCCUUCAGGGUUUAUCCUUGGACGGGAUAAGUUCACCUGUGAAGAUAUCAAUGAGUGUGAGACGUUGCCGAAUAAAGCUGAUUGCGAACACCACUGCAUCAACUUGCCCGGCUCGCAUCGCUGCGGCUGUGAAGACGGUCACCGCUUAGAGCUAGAUAAUCGAACCUGCUCGGACAUUGACGAGUGCUCCGAUGAACUGAAGAGAUGUUCUCACGAUUGUUUCAACACGAAAGGAAGCUUUGAGUGUUCGUGUCCGUCCGGAUUGAGGUUGGACGUUGAUAAAGUGACUUGCCUAGAUAUUGACGAAUGCAAGAUCAACAACUUCAAUGGAGGUUGUUCACAUAUUUGUGAAAAUCAGCACGGAAGUUUCAAAUGUUUAUGUCCAGAAGGGAUGAAUUUGGGUGAUGAUCAGGCAACAUGUGAAGACCAUGAUGAGUGCUCGAUCUUGAAUGGCGGCUGCAGCCAACGAUGCGUCAAUUUCCUUGGAGGUUACCGAUGUGAAUGUGAGUCAGGAUUUGCUUUGAUGAACGACAACAAAACUUGUGAGGUAAGCAAUCCCUGCGCGCUGAGGAACGGCGGUUGUCAGCAUUUCUGCAAUCUACAUAACGGUGUUCCAUCGUGCUCGUGUCGGGAAGGAUUUAUGGUAAGCAAGUCCAAUUCAGCAAGCUGCGUGGACAUCGACGAAUGUCAAACGCCAAACGACAAUAACUGUCAACAGAAGUGCGUCAAUACGGAAGGAUCUUACACAUGUGAAUGCUUUGCCGGAUUCGAGAAGAACGAUCUGGGUCAAUGUAUCGAUGUGAACGAAUGCCUUGAGAACAACGGUGGUUGCGGAAACAAAGCAAAGUGCAUUAAUCUAGCUGGAAGCCACAGGUGUGUUUGUCCCACAGGUCAUAAGAUGGGCAAGGAUCGAAAAACGUGCUUCGAAAUCAAGGAUCGCUGUAAGCCGUUGACUCCUCCCAAGAACGGUGAUGUACGAUGCUCCCGGUCACGACAUAAGACUGAGAUCUAUUACCGUACAAAGUGCUCCAUAACGUGCAACAAAGGCUUCAAAUUGCUGGGACCUGGCACGAAACACUGCAACGGAACCGGGCAAUGGGAUGCAGAGGAAUCGCUAUGCGUUCCUCAAUCAUGUCCACGGCUACACCGCCCAGAACAUGGCACGAUUCUUCCAGUAGCCUGUAUGUCUGGCAAGAUCUUCGCAGGAGAACGUUGUGUUCUACAUUGCAAAGCUGGCUUCAAACCAAUUGGGAAACGAACCACCGUGUGUGAUACAGAGCAGAAGUGGACUCCUACGCCAAAUCUCCGCUGUGUUCCGGUUACUACUCCGACACCGGCCCCCAUAAAACCGCACAUCCAGUGUCCUCCGGAUGUCCAUGAAGUGCUCCCGGUCGGGCAUUACACUAUGAAGAUUCGCUUGGAGCAACCCAAGAGCAACGUAGAUUGGCAUCAAUUCGUCGAUGCUCACCCGGCCUGGGGUAAACACUUGGAAGCGGAGUUACCUGCUGGGGAGACAGCUGUGACAUUCCGAGCCCGAAGUCCAAACUCACCGAUGAAUGAUGUCUGUCGGGUUUUAAUCACAAUUAGAGAACGUCGACCUCCACAAGUCGUCAACUGUCCGGAGUCGUUCAACGUUCAACUGGAGAACCACGAGACUUCCCGUUCGGUGUACUGGGUCGAACCCAACUUUGAGACUGACUCCGAAAUCAAGCAACUGUACAAAUCGCACACUCCUGGUCAGGUGUUGAUAGCUGGAGUGCACUACGUUAACUACGUAGCCACGGAUUCCGAUGGGUUGAGCGCCAAAUGUAGCUUUGGUAUAACCGUAAAGGCUUCCCUCGAACCUUACGGACAUCGACGGCCAGUUCAUGGACGUCCACUGGAGACCAACCGGCUAGAAAACCAUGAAUCGUAUCUGAUAUGUCCGGGCAAGUCACCCAUUCUGGUAGACCCCAACAGCCCCCUCCACAUUCCGCAAGGAUGUGUGGUGAAAAAUAUCCGAAUCAAGCAAAAGUUGGCUCGGCUGCGUCAUCAGCAACAGGUGCUUCAGAGACAUCUACAGGAGCUUGAGGAAUCCCCCAAUCCGGAUCAGUCGGCAAUCGAGCAGCACCACAGGAAAUACAACAACUUCCUCCGCUACUAUUCAUCAUGGGAUAAUGCAUUCAGUCAACAACAGGAGAGUCACCACCAACAGCACCAGAAUCACCAUCGUCAGGAGGAACAGUCCUACCACCAAGGAAACCACCCAACGCCCCAUCCUCGAAGGUGGUUCAAAAAGCGAAGCAAGGACAAUUCCCAGCAUCAAGAACCUGCCUCAACCAGUGCUGGAGCCAAGACGCAAGAUGCCUGAAAGUGCUGAUGUGUUAAAACCUUGAACCUCACUCGAUAGCUUUCAAUAUCUCAUCCUUAUCGUGGUGGCAGAAGAGCAAGAAAAGAAGGACUAUCUGCCAUUGCAGUGCAGAGCCAGGCCACAUUUAUGCUGACUAACAACAUGUGCCAGAAGACGCAGAAUAAAGCAAGGAAUGCAUGUGCUUAAAUA
This is a messenger RNA of Aedes aegypti (yellow fever mosquito), 5138 nucleotides long. RefSeq names its product fibrillin-1. The record is from RefSeq and is a predicted model, not a curated record. Bases 672 to 4949 code for a protein of 1425 amino acids. NCBI's taxonomy places the organism in Eukaryota, Metazoa, Arthropoda, Insecta, Diptera, Culicidae. The transcript has 7 exons. Gene Ontology annotation, molecular function: calcium ion binding.